This is a messenger RNA of Pieris rapae (cabbage white), 1053 nucleotides long. RefSeq names its product molybdopterin synthase catalytic subunit (gene Mocs2B). The record is from RefSeq and is a predicted model, not a curated record. Gene Ontology annotation, molecular function: molybdopterin synthase activity. Gene Ontology annotation, biological process: Mo-molybdopterin cofactor biosynthetic process. The coding region runs from base 8 to 982 and encodes 324 amino acids. Gene Ontology annotation, cellular component: cytosol. Lineage: Eukaryota; Metazoa; Arthropoda; Insecta; Lepidoptera; Pieridae. The transcript has 6 exons.
GCUAACCAUGGAUCAUUUAAAACUAACUGCUGACAAAUUGACUGUAGAUGAUAUAAGCGAAUUAGUUGUUAAUGAUAGUUGUGGCGCUGUUUCUAUAUUUGUUGGAACAACAAGAGAUAACUUUGAAGGAAAAAAGGUGCUACGCCUUGAAUAUGAAGCUUAUGAGCCAAUGGCCUUAAAGGCAAUGAAAAGUAUUUGUGGUGAAGCUAGGAGCAAGUGGCCAGCUGUACAUGGGAUAGCAAUUUAUCACAGGCUUGGUGCUGUACCGUGCUGUGAAGCCUCAGUGGUGAUAGCAGUUAGCAGCCCACAUAGGCGGGAUUCAUUAGAGGCUGUGAGCUAUUGCAUAGAUACACUAAAGGCUAGCGUCCCAAUUUGGAAAAAAGAGGUUUAUGCUGACAGCGAGCCGGUAUGGAAAGAGAACACUGAAUGUAAACGGAUGGCUGAUAAAAAUUUAGUUCAGAUAAAUGUGUCUAACGAAGAGAUACAAAAACGGAUUCACCAUUUUAUUGAACGAAAGAGGGCCCAAGUGAAUUUGAGUAAUAUCCAGGAUUUUAUACCGCGAAGUGAGAAUGAGACGGAAGAUAUGGAGACAUGUGCGAGAGUGAGAACGCAGUUUGUGAAACGGAACGAUUCUAAAGGUCAUUUGAAGGUUUGUCGAGUCGAAAAUGAAUGGGGACCACAAACGGUUCCCGAGCCACAAAUGGUCCAAAAAGUAGAUUCAACUUUGCCCCAUUCCAUCGCCGAGCGGGUCACCGCUAUCGAAUCCUAUCUGAACACGACACCGGUAUCGCCUGAUAUUUAUAAACGACUCAAGGAAAUGGAGGAUAAAAUCGCAUAUCUGCAAUCCAUUUCACCGGAAUACGCACAGUUUUGGAAAAAUAAUAAUUCAUCUAUAAAACAAGAACAAAUUCCCGAGUACGCAGUUAGCGCAGAAGACAUUGAUAAAAAGAUUGAAUUAUUGGAACUACAGAAUCUAAUGUAGUUCAUAUCAUCUUGGGUCAUCAUUGACGCAAAUUAUUUUUUAUUGCUUCAAUAUUAAACUACUUACAACUC